AUGGUGGUGCACCACCCUAUUCAUCAUGCCUUCUUCUUCUUCAUGCUCCUUUUCUCCUUCCCAAAUUAUUCACAAUCUUUAACCACUCAUGGGGACGAUGAAAGGGCUAUUUUACUUAUCCUAAAACAACACUGGGGGUAUCCAUUUUCACUAUUUGAGCAGUGGAACUCCAUUUCCUCCCCAUGUGACUGGCCUGGAAUUUCAUGCAACUUCAAUGCAAGUGUCACACGGAUAUCUCUCUCUGGAAUGAGCAUCCCAGGAUCAUUCCCGGCCUCAACUAUUAUAUGCCAGCUCAACAACCUUGUUUCAAUCAAUUUCAGUUCCAAUAGUCUCUGGGGAACUAUACCAGCUAACCUCUCCAGCUGCUCAAAGCUUGAAACCUUGGAUCUAUCCACAAAUCAUUUGGCAGGAAAAAUAGCAGGUGAGUUGUUUUCCAUGAAAACCCUGCGUAGUUUAAAUCUUCAACACAACAUGUUUUCCGGUGAGAUAUCAACACCCAUGGUGGCUUAUAGUUUGGAGUCUCUUGAUCUUUCAAGUAACCAUUUGAAUGGAUCAAUACCAGAUGAUAUAGGAAAUUUUUACAACCUUAGCUACUUAAAUUUGUCCAUGAAUACUUUGAGUGGUCCAAUACCUGCUACAUUGUUGCGGUUGCAUCAACUCUCUCAUCUUUCACUUGCCUCAAACAAUUUGACUGGUGAAAUUCCUGCUAGAUUAUUUGACUUGCUUAGUCUGAGUAGCAUAGAUCUUUCUCAUAAUCAUCUGAGUGGAAGUAUUCCAAGAGGCUUUGGAGAACUACAUCAAUUGCAGAAUAUUGAUGUAUCAUAUAACAAAUUUUCCGGAGACAUAUGUGAAUCUGUUAGCCAUAUGUGGGAUGCGAGACUAACCCUUAGGAUGUGCAAGAACCACUUUUCUGGGAGAAUACCUUACGAGCUAGUAAAGCUAAAAUUUGUGGACACAUGCCUUGAUCAUGUGAAUUUAUGUUCAGAACAGCUGUUUUCUAGCUCUGAACAAAUGGUUAUGGAACUCCCAACAUGCCCUUCCCAAAGCUUUUCGGGAUUAUACAAUUCCACUGCACAUAAACUGCAGAAGUUCCAAUGA
Ipomoea nil (Japanese morning glory) is the source of this 1098-nucleotide messenger RNA. Its product is annotated as probable LRR receptor-like serine/threonine-protein kinase At4g36180. The transcript has a single exon. The record is from RefSeq and is a predicted model, not a curated record. Gene Ontology annotation, cellular component: plasma membrane. Gene Ontology annotation, biological process: hormone-mediated signaling pathway. Gene Ontology annotation, molecular function: protein binding. Bases 1 to 1098 code for a protein of 365 amino acids. Lineage: Eukaryota; Viridiplantae; Streptophyta; Magnoliopsida; Solanales; Convolvulaceae.